Messenger RNA from Aedes albopictus (Asian tiger mosquito), 3104 nucleotides. RefSeq lists its product as uncharacterized. The record is from RefSeq and is a predicted model, not a curated record. The transcript is spliced from 3 exons. NCBI's taxonomy places the organism in Eukaryota, Metazoa, Arthropoda, Insecta, Diptera, Culicidae. The coding region runs from base 644 to 2893 and encodes 749 amino acids.
CUGCCUUCGGGGGGUAAAAAACGAAACAAGUCCGCAAUGGCAAUUAGUAACACCCGCGUCCAUCGUCCUGUCGACAAGUGUUGCCUAGCGAGUACCGGGCGGGUGGCAAGUGCGUUGUCGUCGUCGUCAUUUCGCCCCGAAAGAUUAAUGAGUACUUAACAACUUUUCAUCGACGACGACGCAGAUAGGGGACAUACACAUGGGGGAACCCUUGUCAUCGCUGCGGAUGGAAUUGUGCUGUAGUGUUUCUAGAGUGAGAUUGUGGAGUGGGGGAUAUAAACUACAGUGCACUGCCUUUAAACCCUCCGAGCUGCAGCACCGCCACUGCGCUCGUCUUAAUGUGAUUAGUGAGGAAAACCACCCAUCGGAGCGUAAACGAAAACUACUAGAAUAAGACGUCGGAAAUUAAUACGGCUACGACCUUGGGGAAUUGUGGUCGACAAUGCGGAUGUGGGGCCCAGGAGUGUAAAGAGUUAGUUACUUAAGUGAAAAAUUGUUCCCCGGAAGUGGAUUAAUUAGCGGCAUCCGUGGAAACCGGUGACAGCUGGUAAAAGUGCGAAUUUGCAACAAGGAGCUUCGGUGGUGCAACUGAACUUGUGCGGAGUGAGCAUGAUGCAGUGGAAAGUGAAGUGAGCGGAACGCUAUGGAUUUCAUAAAAAGUCUCCUUCCGCCGUUGAGGAUCCCCAAGCUCAAGAAGCUCAAACAAUGGAACGGUGGCUCGAUUCUGAACUUGAGUCAGCUGACGCGACUGCCGUCGCGUACCCGGAACGUCGGAACGGUUCCAUCGGUGGCCACUCCGACGGCGUCCUUUUCGCGAUCCGGGACGAACUCGGCCGUGGCGUCGAUAUCCAACGGUACCAAAGGGCACGCCAGGAAGCGUUCGGACAUUUCGACCAUUUCAGCGGCGGUGCCGAGUGCCGCCGGAGUAGGACACGGGAGUUUGGGGCUGUACGCGCUGAAGUGCGACCGGAAUGCGGCGAAGCGUGGAAUAUUGCUGAACCUGCCGAGGAAGAUGGUGGCGGCAGUGGGGGGUGACGGAGGGAGUGGCAGCAGCUGUUAUCAGUCUGGGGAAAUGGUUCAUGAGAAGUUUUCGCCGUGCAAGAGAGCGGUGGAGCCACCGCCGAGGAGGAAGAGGAUGAGAAAGAGACAGGAGCAGGGAAAGCAGGGGAAUCCAAUGCGAGCGAGAGAUGAGGAGAUGUAUUUAGGGGAUCAGAUGCUGGAGAGGAAUCGCAGCGAAUUGUUCAGGAUUGCUGAACGAGGUUCGAAUGGGCAUGAGGGAAAGAAGGUGCCUUCAACGAGAAUGUUGAGUAAGGGCAGGAAGACUCGAUCGGUGGACAAUAUACUGACGUUGAAGAAGCUACAUCAGGAGGAAGGGGUAGAGAGUGAUAGUGAUGUGGAUCAGAUGCGUUCGUUGAAGGUGGUGAAGAUGCAGGAGUGGAAGGAGUCCAAAGGGUUGAAGUACAGUGAGAGUAUGGAGAGUGACUCUGAGGAGGUGGAGGAGAAGAAAAAGAAUGUGCGUGGCCGAUUGAAGCAAGCUAGUGACUUCUCAAUAGAGAACAAUUCUGAUAAGAUUGAAGUCAGAUUCAGGAAAAAUGAAAGUACAGAAAGCGAGGGGGUGACGAAACCAGUAGAACUUCCACUGCCAAACAGGGUUGUACUUUUGCGGCAAGAAGGAGCUAAGUCAGAGGCGAAGGUUAAGCCAAAGCUACCAGAUAACCCUCCACCGAAGAAAGUAGAGAAGUUUGUGAGUUCCGUGGACUUUGCCGAUAACUUCAAACCGUUGGCCUCAGUUCUACAGGAAUCCAUUAAGAGCGGUGAGCUGAAACGCAAAUGGAUCAACGAUUUUCUCUCGGAAAGCGACGAAGAGUCUGGUAAGCCGAAACAAUCCGUAGUGGGUUUGAACAGUCAGCAAUCGACCGAGUCUCUUUCCAAGAAGUUUGCACUGGUUAGCAAGUUCGACAAGCAGCUAGAAGCUCUAGAAACAGGAAAGAAACUGGUGUCCAACGAAUCCAACGAUAGUGUCAACAUUUUCCAAAAGACCAACGCAGAUUUUGAAGAGUUUGACAAACUGUUCAAAGACGGCCAUCCGGAAGCGCAGCUGCAGUCGCUCGACAGCUUCAAGAAAAGCGUUACCGUCAGCGAUCACAUAACCUACAUCAAGCAACUCAAGGCCAACCAACUACGCUUCUCAUCGUCCUCCAUGGACUCGGACGCCAAGAUAGUACCGAUUCCACCACCUCUUCCUCCGCCAGUGGCCCCGAAACCUCCAGCGAACGGAGCCCUUCCGAAGAGUACGGUGAACAUCCAGGACUACUACGACAAGAACCUCCAACGCGUCCGGUACGUCUCGUCGCCAUCGCCGUCGCGAUGCUUCGACGAAGAUUCGUCCACCGAGCAGACCGAAGCGGUCAACAAUAAUAUAGUGCUUCCUUUAAGUAUAAUCAACCGUACUAUUGUAGAUAACAACCGUAUUACUACUGAGCAAGUGCCAACGAGCGCAGCAGAAUACGAACUGAACCCUAGCGUUAACGAACCGAAUCAAAACAUCUACCCAGAUACCUAUAACCAACCAGCUAGUAACGAUCAUAUCUCGUGUAAUCUCCACAAUAUCGACAACCCUAGCUAUGUCGUAGACCAUAAUCAUGCAACUACCAGAGAUGCUACCAACCAUAGUCAUAAUGUUUUUAUCGUGGGUGAAACCUUCAAGCGAAGUCAGCAACCGCCGGUGGUCAAGCGGUACGUCAACUACAAGUUCGACGACUCUUGUAAAAUCGAGCGAGAGGCAACGAAGGCGAAGGAUCGCCCAGCAGUCGCCAGGGUUCCGACAAGAAUCUUCAACCUCAACGACUUCCACGAUAAUUGCUACAACGAGGAAGGCGUUGUCAUCAUCUGAGUGGGAACGCUGGGGAUCCCAGAACUCUUCAAAUGUUAUAGGCAGGUUCCAGCGACUGAUGUAUGACCAAUUGUAGUUGUUAACAGGUUGCUGUAAUCAAAUAAGCAUGGAACGAAUUGUUUGUAUACAUAGGUAACACUGGUGUAACAUAGACGAGCUACCGAGUUUUAAUAAAUAUAUAACUUAUUGAAGCAAAUCGGUUGGGGCGCCA